AUGAAGUGGCUGCUGCUGCUCGGCCUGCUGGCACUCUCUGAGUGCGUCAUCCACAAGGUCCCCCUGGUCAGAAAGAAGUCCUUGAGGAAGAACCUGAUAGAAAAGGGUUUGCUGAAGGACUACCUGAAGACUCACAGCCCCAACCCGGCCACCAAGUAUUUCCCCAAUGCGGCCUACGCCAAGAGGUCAACUGAGAAGAUGGAGAACUACAUGGACGCUGAGUACUUUGGCACCAUCAGCAUCGGAACCCCCCCUCAGGACUUCACCGUCAUCUUUGACACCGGCUCCUCCAACCUGUGGGUGCCCUCCAUCUACUGCUCCAGUCUUGCCUGUGCCUUCCAUAACCAGUUCAACCCUAAAAAGUCCUCCACCUACAAGGCCACCGACAAGACAUUAUCCAUUGCCUAUGGCACUGGCAGUAUGACAGGCAUCCUGGGAUAUGACAUUGUGAAGGUUGGAAGCAUCGAUGACACCCACCAGAUCUUUGGCCUGAGUGAGACAGAGCCAGGUGACACCUUCGUGUUUGCUCCCUUCGAUGGCAUCCUGGGUCUGGGCUACCCCAGCAUUUCCUCCUCUGAUGCCACGCCCGUCUUUGACAACAUGUGGGACCAGCGUCUGGUGUCUGAGGACCUCUUCUCCGUCUACCUGAGCUCUGAUGACAAGAAGGGCAGUUUGGUGAUGUUUGGUGGCAUCGAUGAGUCUUACUACAAGGGAAGCCUGCACUGGGUGCCUGUUUCUUAUGAAGGCUACUGGCAGUUCACCAUGGACAGUGUCACCAUCAACGGAAAGACCAUCGCUUGUGCUGACAGUUGCCAGGCCAUCAUUGAUACGGGUACCUCUCUGCUGGCUGGCCCCACCAACGCCAUUUCCAAAAUCCAGCGUCACAUCAGAGCUUAUGAGAACUCCGAAGGCGAGGCAAUCGUCAAAUGCUCGGACAUCAACUCCCUGCCUGACGUUGUCUUCACCAUCCAUGGUGUGAAGUACCCUCUGCCUGCCAGUGCCUACAUCCUGAAGGAAGAUGAUGUCUGCACCAGUGGCUUCGAGGGCAUGGACCUCGACACCUCCACCGGCGAGCUCUGGAUCCUGGGUGACGUCUUCAUCCGCAAGUACUUCACCGUCUUUGACCGGGCCAACAAUAAGCUUGGCCUGGCUGCCGCAGUUUAA
Lepus europaeus (European hare) is the source of this 1164-nucleotide messenger RNA. Its product is annotated as pepsin II-4-like. Gene Ontology annotation, molecular function: aspartic-type endopeptidase activity. Bases 1 to 1164 code for a protein of 387 amino acids. Gene Ontology annotation, biological process: proteolysis. Lineage: Eukaryota; Metazoa; Chordata; Mammalia; Lagomorpha; Leporidae. The transcript is spliced from 9 exons. The record is from RefSeq and is a predicted model, not a curated record.